AUGGCUUUAUUAGUAAAUAAAAUUUCAAAUUUAACGAUUAUAGAUAUUGAUAUCAAUAAAUCAUACAAUGAUGAACUUAAAGAAACAGUUAGAAAAGAUAUUUUAUCAAAACUUUCGGAUAAAGAUGUUAUCGUUAAAACCGCUUCAGGAGGUCUUCACAUUUAUUGUAACACUAAUUUCUUCUAUUCAGUUUCGAACAGAAUGAUUAAAUGCUAUUCCUGCAAUGAUUAUGAUAUUGACAUAAUGACUUCUAUGGAUGAUUCAAAGCGUUCAUUAGUGGUUAUGGCUGAUUCAAGAGUUCGCAAGAAUGCAACAGAACCAAUCAAUACAUACUCAUUCAUUCGUGGAAGUUACGAUUCAACAUUAACUAGAACAGUAAACGAUAUAUUAAAUGAUUUGAAUAUUAAGGUAAGAGUUGAACAGAAGAAUGAAGAAAUAAAGAGUAUAAUGAAUGAAAACAAAGAUGUAAACAUUGACGAUAAACUUGCCCAGAGCAUAGUUGAUGGUAUCAGUGAUUUUGAAGUACAUAAUGACGGUGGAAACAUGAAUUUAGAAAAAGAAGUUACAUUAUUCACACUGUUUCAAGCAAUUAAUUCGUUACCUAAUCAUUUAAUUAAUGAAGCAUACGAUAACGUUUAUAACUUCUGCAAUUUAACUGAAAAUGCAAAAAGUAAUUUUGAAAAAGCACGUAGUAGAUAUGCACAUUUAAUGACUUCUCCAUUUGUUUUGGUGAAGAUUCUAAAACUAUAUCAAAAGGAAUAUUAUGAUGAAUACGUUUUACCUUUAUUACGUAAGCCAAAAAUAACAUUUGAUAUAAAACUUGAUGACUCGUUUUUGAUAACAGAUAUUAGACGC
This is a messenger RNA of Trichomonas vaginalis G3, 855 nucleotides long. Its product is annotated as Prim-pol domain family. The annotation marks the transcript as partial. NCBI's taxonomy places the organism in Eukaryota, Parabasalia, Trichomonadida, Trichomonadidae. The transcript has a single exon. The record is from RefSeq and is a predicted model, not a curated record.